Crotalus tigris (Tiger rattlesnake) is the source of this 1308-nucleotide messenger RNA. RefSeq names its product sorting nexin 20 (gene SNX20). Gene Ontology annotation, cellular component: early endosome membrane. The transcript has 4 exons. Gene Ontology annotation, biological process: protein transport. The record is from RefSeq and is a predicted model, not a curated record. NCBI's taxonomy places the organism in Eukaryota, Metazoa, Chordata, Lepidosauria, Squamata, Viperidae. Bases 154 to 1125 code for a protein of 323 amino acids. Gene Ontology annotation, molecular function: protein binding; phosphatidylinositol phosphate binding.
GAUCUCAAAAGGAAGGCAGAAGUGUUGCUAUCGUCGCGUUUUAGAGGCAAGAGCUUCAGAACAUAAUCAAAUAAUUUCCAGAAUUCUACCAGGUCACCCAGCCAUCACCCGCCACUAUACCUACUGAUUAUAUUUGUCUCUGGAAACUUUACAAUGGAUGAAAAACAGGGUUGCUCAAGAGCAGAAGAAGGACAUCAAGAUUUAGCAGAGACAUCCAAACCUCCUAUGGUCAUCCCUUCAGGCGAAGAGGAUGAUUAUGAAAACAUGAACUCAUUCCAAGCACCCCAGGAAGCAAAAGAGACCACCAACCAACCAGGUGAGAAAAGUCCCAAUUCUUCCAUGACAACUAAAGAACUUCAGGAAUACUGGCGGAAUGAGAAACGGAGCUGCCGAGAAGUCAAGGUGCUUUUUGAAAUCCCAUCAGCCAAAAUUGUAGAGAAGCCUUUCUCUAAAUAUGUGAAGUACCAAAUCAUCAUAAUCCAGACUGGCAGCUUUGACAGCAACAUAUCAAUGAUUGAACGCCGGUAUUCUGAUUUCGAAAAGCUGCACACGAGCCUGUUUAAAGAGUUUUAUGACGAAAUGGAAGACCUUGUCUUUCCCAAAAAGAUCCUGACUGGCAAUUUCAUGGAGGAAGUCAUCCUGGAGAGAAAACUCGCUUUCCAGGAUUAUUUGCGAAUUCUAUACUCCAUGGAAUUCAUCAGGACAUCCCGAAUGUUUAUUGACUUCUUAACGAGGCCUGAGCUGGAAGAGGCCUACAGCUGCCUUCGGGGAGGACAAUACACCAAAGCUUUGGAAGGUCUUCUGGAGGCCGUCGCUUUGCUAGAGAAGCUGACAAGGCACCGGCCCAUUCUGUUGGUUCCCACCCUCUGCGCCAUCCUUGUAUGUCACAAAGAUCUGGAGAACUUCAAAAGCGCCUUCGAAUUUGGAGAGAAGGCCCUACAGCGCUUAGAAAAACAAACUGGUCACCGGUACUACCUGCCACUGCUGGAAACGAUGAUCUCCUUAGCAUAUGAACUUGGGAAAGACUUCCUGUUCUUCCAAAAAAAGAUGGAAGAGAGGAAGGCCAAAAAGCUUCCGCAGAAAAUGUUGACACUGAAGGAACUGACAGUACAGGAAUACGUAUAAUGAGGAGAAGAGAGGGAGAGAAAUAUAAUGCAGAUUUUGAUGAGACAGGAAUGUUUUCCCAAUAGAGCAGUGGUUCUCAACCUGUAGGUCGGGACCCCAUUUGGGGUCGAACGACCAUUUUACGGGGGUCACCAAACAACGCAGUCCGACAUUUUUUCCCCCCUUUUCCUUAGCUGUGCUACU